AUGUUCGAGGUAUGUUUUUUGUUUUAUUUAAGAAAAUCAGGGGACGACAAACAUUUAUUUUUUUAUUUUUUAAUUUGAAUCUUCUUUAUUUUAUGUUUUUAGCACUUGUUUGCGGCUCACAGAACUACAGGUCUGAAGAUAUGCUUAAAACCGGUUAGAUCUGCAUCUUUAUAUGUUAUGACAGGACACAGAAACCCAUACUACGUUGUGCCAUUCAGAAAUUACAUGUUUAAAGAAAUAGAACAGUACAAACAAGUUUUUGGAGUACCAGCACGUCUGCCUUCUGUAAGUUAAUUCAUUUUGUUUUUAAUUUUAGGUUAUUUUUAAUAUUUUGAAAAAUGGUAGAUUGAGUUAAACAUUUCCUAAUUUAUGUAAAACUCACUUAUCAAUGGCCUUGGACUUUUUAUAUGUCUACUAUAACAUAGUUUAUUUUUAGAAUGGCGAAAGGGUGCUAAGUCAGCCAGGGACAAUAAGAGCGCAAAGCUUUUUGGCUCAUAUUCAACUAAAACAUCCGGAAUGGCUGGAAGUCACUUCAAGAUUUUUGUGGAAGAGGCUCUGGGUUCAAGAUAAAUCACUUUUAGAAGAAGAAGACUUCAAGGAGGUCAUCAGCGAGUUGUCAUUACCUUCGACGAUUCCAUUGAAGCCAGACUUUGAUAGUCUGAGCAAGUUGAAGGCAAACGAAACAGAGGCUGUUAAAGCUGGGGUAAGAACGACUUUUUUCUUGAAAACAACGUAAAAGAACUAAAGUUUUGGUAUGGACUACAUGUUAAACUGUUACAACUACUAUAAUCUAUGAUUUUAGGCCUUCGCGACCCCUUUCUGUAUAGUGGACAACGAGUUUGAGUCUGCCGGUUACCACGGCGUGGAUCGUUGGCCAAUAGUGGCGAAGCAAGCAGGCCUAGACAAAGUUCAUCGAGGAUUUUAUUCGUUGAAAGUGUUUAACCACUUGUUUGACAAAGCGCUGGAAGCGUCAGGAUGA
Molecule: messenger RNA, 979 nt
Organism: Bursaphelenchus okinawaensis
Lineage: Eukaryota; Metazoa; Nematoda; Chromadorea; Rhabditida; Aphelenchoididae
Source: the annotation of a GenBank genome assembly